AUGAGCGAUAAAGAGCCGCUAUUAAAGAAACAUAACAAAUUACUUAAUGAAAAUGAUAAUGAUAAUGAAAACAAAAGUUUUUCUGAGUGGCGUCAAUAUUUCAAACAGCAAAAGACUGAUGCUAAGAAUAAAAAGUUAGACGAUGAGAUCAAGCAUACUACUAAAGAUAUUCCAGUCGGUGUUUUACAAUUGUUUCGAUUUGCUGAUCGUAUUGAUAUUCUUCUUUUAAUUCUUGGUCUGUGUUCGCUGUUGGGGCAUACCAUUGGUAUUCUCGCGAAUUUAACUCUUUUUGGUCGAAUCACGGGAUUAUUUGCCACUACAUCAUUUGCUGUUGAUUGUCAUAAUCAAUAUCAAAAUUUAGAAUAUGGAAUUAUAAAUAAUACUGUAUGUCCUUUUGGUAUUGAUCUUAAUGCAUUAAAUUAUGAUCGAUUACAUAAACUAUGCCAUUAUGAUAAUAAAACUAUUUUAACCACAUUAGCUCCGUUAACGCCUUUAUUUCAUGAUAAUGUUAUGCACUUAGUUUAUUUGUUCUUCGGUUUCAGUAUUUUAACAUUUGUAUGUUCUUUUUUUGAAUAUACGUGUUGGACAAUUGCUACGCAACGACAAACAUCCCGUAUGAGUGUUUUACUCUUUCGAUCACUUAUUCAACGUGUAAGUUAA
This is a messenger RNA of Adineta steineri, 660 nucleotides long. The record is from the annotation of a GenBank genome assembly. Lineage: Eukaryota; Metazoa; Rotifera; Eurotatoria; Adinetida; Adinetidae.